Messenger RNA from Mytilus trossulus (common blue mussel), 3536 nucleotides. Its product is annotated as putative mediator of RNA polymerase II transcription subunit 26. The transcript is spliced from 12 exons. Gene Ontology annotation, molecular function: protein binding. Lineage: Eukaryota; Metazoa; Mollusca; Bivalvia; Mytilida; Mytilidae. The record is from RefSeq and is a predicted model, not a curated record. The coding region runs from base 280 to 2592 and encodes 770 amino acids.
AAUAUCUUAUUUUAGGUGAAAUCAUUUAAUACAUCAGUGCUGAUUGAAGACUUACAAACAUACACUUUGUAUACGUUUGAAGUGUUUGCCCAUUAUACAGACAUAUUUAACCACACAAGACCGAUAGGUUUAUCAAGUGAUUCAGUUUAUCUACAGACAAGAACAGCACAAGAUGUUGCAAAGUUUGCCCCCAAAGUAACUGUGGGAGCUAUUGAAUUUGCAGAAGAUGUUCGGUCAAAAGUUAGAAACAUUACAGUUUAUUGGCAGAAUUUCAAAGAAAUGGAUGAAAAUGGGCCGAUUGCGAAAUUUGAAGUGUUACUCGAAUCUGCAGGUGAUGAACCUAUUUCUCAUCAGAUUAGUUCUUCUAACGCAUCACACCAUACAUUCACUAAUAUUCAGUCUGGAAAAUCUGGCAGUGUAAGAAUAAAGGCAGGAACAAAUGUUGGAAUGUCUGCAGCUAGCUCUCCAAUAUACAUUAAUAAAGGAGACUACAAACCUCCACCUUUUGUACUUGAAAAAGUAAACAGAGACAUCAUGAUGUCAUGGGAAACAGAAACUACCAAAGGGAUAAAAGGUUAUACUAUCUACUGGUGUGAAAGGACUAACGGAUGCGAGAAACAACUUCAAUGGGCACAUGUAUCAGUUGAUGCGAAAUCUUAUACUGUACAGAAGUUGGAUUUUGAAAAGAUUUAUUUAUUUGGGCUUUCCUUGGACAGUGACAACAAAAGUACCGGAUUCUCGUGGGAAAAUUGUUAUUUCAUUCGAAAUGAAAUUCCUCAAAGGCCAAAAAGUGUAACGGUGCAGGAUCGGGAUAAACAAUCGAUAACAAUUGUCUGGGCAAGACCAGGACCUUGUGAACGUUCACCUUUCGUAGAAUUUUAUAGCUUAUAUUGGUGCCAAGCUGAUGACAAAGGCACUGAAUGUUUAAUUGGUACAAAUUCUUCCAUGAGAAUCAACUCAUCUAUUAGUAAAGUCGAAAUGCAAUAUACAAUAAGAAACCUCAAAAGUGAAACGAGGUAUGUUGUUUGGUUGAUUGCUGUAUCGUCUGCUGGAAUGCAAAGUCUUGAAGGGGAGAAAAAUUAUAAUGUUACAACAAUGGAUUCAUUACAGUCUGAUACAGGUGCCAUGAACUUAGCAGCUGCUAUUGGCAUACCAAUAAUAGCUGUAGUGAUAGUUAUAUGUCUACUUAUAGCAGAGAUCAGUUGCCAUUUGUGUAGAAAGAUCAAAGAAAUGUCAAGACCAUAUGAAAUAGAAGUACCAUCCAUUCACAUUAAGGAUACUACCUUGAGGAACUUAGACAAAGGUGGGGUAUACAAACACUGUACCAUAAAUAGAGGUUUAUCUGGACAUGACAAUAAAUCUCUGGACAUUUUAAACGAGCAAACCAAGAAUCCAGUAAAUGCAAUUAGUGAAUGCGUGUAUAAUGAGGAACAGAAAAGAAAUAGUUAUCACAUUCUUGUAGGAGACUAUCUAGCCAAAGAUUCACCUGCAGUUCAUAAUAUGGAUACUUCUAUACAGCACCAAGGAUCUUUACAAUCACAAGAUGAUGUAACACCAGAAAAUUCUUCGAGUGCAUUGAUUUCAUUGAUUACAGUUACAUACCCAGCACCUCUACCUAAAGAGAAAAAUGAAACCGAUUGUUUGACCGACGAAUAUUCCGAAAAGCUAGAUGAGCUCCUUGAAAACAAUUUCAAUGGGUCAAGUUCAAGUGUGUCAAAAGAUAUUACAGUAGAGUCUGAGAAUAUAAGUAGCUAUGUAUCACAUCCUAUAUCCACGUCCGUGAUAGCUAUGUCAGAAGACAAAAGUAAGGACGAGAACACAGAUGCUGCUAUUCAAAAGAAAACACCAACAGUAAUACCCUCAAAUAGUGAAUAUGUUUCUAUGAAUACCAUUUGCGACCAAAACGGAAGUUCUGGGAUUGGAACAUGUUCCCAUCCUUUUAGUUUUAAUUGUUCAGCAGACACUUCAUUGGCUAGCCAGGCAACCAGUAAUACCGUUUUGGCCUAUAAGCAUAAAAAACCACUCACCUUACAGAUUUAUCCUGGAAGUUUUGACUUGAAUAAAUCGUUUGAGGGAAGUCCAGAAAGUCUUACUUCAUCCGAAUCCAUAUCAAGCGUUGAAGGAAUAGAUUUCCCUGAUAAAUACAUUGAUUGUAAUACUACGCUCAAAACUAGUGAGAGUGUUGACUAUUCUUUGCUACGUAAUUAUACUGUUACAUCUCCUCGUAUUUCCCCCGUAGAUACCCCACCGGUAUUAAUGAAUAAUAAUUUAAGAAUGCGUUUUAAUGGGUAUGUUUUUGAUAUCAACAACCCGAAACAAACAAUUCAAAAUAACUUCUUAAAGAAAAUAUCAGAAGGCGAACUACAAAAUAGACCACAACAGAUGACGAAUGUCAUGUUUCCAGUGUUGGAUAAUUUGCGCAGUGAUACCGAAGUAGUUCCAGAUAUAUCUUAUGACAACAAUGGCAAUGACAUAACAAAUUGCAGCACUAACAGCAAUAACGGGGGAUACAUUCAUCAUAGUGCUAUACAGAAAGGUUACAAUAAUGGCAACAAUUUAUGUGUCAUAAACGUUCAAGAUGAAAAAAUAUGAUUUUAUUUUUCAAGAUAGGGAUCUAAUUUCAUAAGCGUUUGACAAAUGGCCGGAUAACGUAUCACAAAUGAUAUGACAAUAUACUUGCAGCAAUAUAUCAGGUGUUUAACAAUGCCGAAUUGGUGCUAGUGUUUGAUACAUGUGCCUCAUUGUGUGUAGUCUCUAAGUAAUGGUAUCCAUUAUUAGCAUUCAUCCAACAUUCAUCAUCCAUUAUCACCAUUCAUCAUCCAUUAUCGAUGAUCAUCAUGUAUCAUCCUAACCAUUAUCGUAGUCGAUGUCGUCGUCAUCGUCAUCGUCAUCGUCGUCAUCAUCACCACACGUUUACGUAAUUUCACUCCGUUUUUGUAUAGCAUUGUUUGGUUUAUGAGGUUUAAACAUCGCAAUGUUACUGUUGCCUUUACUUGUUUUCCGUGUGGUAUUUUGACCAAUUUCCUAAUUUAUCAAUGGAAAAUUGAAUAAGGAUUAUUAUGUUAUUGAUGGUGUAAGAACCGAUACAUUAACUAAUAAGCUUUUUUUAUUUUACACACGGGUACCUACAGUUCAUUAACAGGGUUUUGACCAGGUGCUAGAAAAUAAAAAUAAAAAAAUACAAAUUCAGUUUUUUGUGGUUUUCCUUUAUCAAGAAUGCUCAAAUCGUAAACUUCAAAAACUGAGGACAAAUAAGCGUUAUGACCUUCAGAGAUAAACAAAGAAAACCAAAUGUAUUCAAUGUUUACAUUGGCAGUCAUAUUUCAUUAUAUAUUAUAUUUCUUUUUUUUUUCAUUUUCAUUUGUAUAUUAUCAUUUUUAUUUUGUAUUUUAUUGUAACUUUAUAAAUAGACAAUCAAGGACAUGACACAUAUGUUUUACUGCUUUUAAGAACUUUCGUUUUGAAUUUUUGUCAUUGCUCAGACUUGUAAAUAUUACAGGUAUUAGUAUUUUAGACAACAUUUACGUGUUUGUUAC